This is a messenger RNA of Penicillium cataractarum, 1905 nucleotides long. RefSeq lists its product as uncharacterized. The transcript has a single exon. Gene Ontology annotation, molecular function: carbohydrate binding; beta-glucuronidase activity. NCBI's taxonomy places the organism in Eukaryota, Fungi, Ascomycota, Eurotiomycetes, Eurotiales, Aspergillaceae. The record is from RefSeq and is a predicted model, not a curated record. Bases 1 to 1905 code for a protein of 634 amino acids. Gene Ontology annotation, biological process: glucuronoside catabolic process; carbohydrate metabolic process.
AUGAAGUUCUUCACAGGAUUGUCUCUGCUCGCCCUUGUUUCUCCAUCCCUAUGUGUUCCUGCCGUCCAGCUUCGUCCGCGGAAUGGCCUGUCAUCAACCGAACAACCCUUGAUUAAGCUCAAGCCACAAUGGACUGAGACUCGCGAGCUUGUCAACCUAGAUGGUCUGUGGAAAUUCUCACUUGCAUCCGGCCCCAACGACACAGCUCAGCCGUGGACUGCACCACUGCCCAAGGGCCUUGAAUGUCCAGUCCCCGCCUCAUAUAACGAUAUCUUUGUUGAUCCUGAGAUUCACAAUCAUGUUGGGUGGGUAUAUUACCAGCGUGAUGUGAUUGUUCCCAAGGGCUGGUCUCAGGAGCAAUAUCUGUUGCGAGCUGAGUCUGCUACGCAUCAUGGUCGGAUUUAUGUCAACGACCGCCUCGUCGCCGAGCAUAUUGGUGGCUACACACCCUUUGAAGCAGACAUCACGAACCUUGUUGCCCCUGGAGAGAGGUUCCGCUUGACAAUUGCCGUCAACAAUGAGCUCACCCAUGAGACCAUCCCGCCGGGGAAGAUCACGAUUGGGGAAGCUACCGGCAGGAGAAUCCAGACUUACCAGCACGACUUCUACAACUACGCCGGUCUUGCCCGGUCUAUUUGGCUUUACUCCGUGCCUCGCCAACACAUCCAGGACAUCACCAUUGUGACGGAUGUUCAAGGGAACAAUGGCCUGAUUCACUACGACGUCAAAGUAUCCAACAACACCGGUGGACAGAUCAAGAUCACUGUUCUUGACGAGGACGGUGUCGCCGUUUCACAUGCAACCGGCGCCAAUGGAACCGUCAAGAUCAAGUCCGUUAAGCUGUGGCAACCGGGUGCAGCCUAUCUCUACCAGUUCCAAGCCAGCAUUGUCGACUCCAAAGACAAGAUCAUCGACACCUACAGCGUGGCUACGGGCGUGCGCACCGUCAAAGUAAGCGGGAAGAAAUUCCUCAUCAAUGACAAACCCUUCUACUUCACCGGGUUUGGAAAACAUGAAGACACCGCGGUACGUGGCAAAGGCCACGACCAAGCAUACAUGGUCCACGAUUUCGACCUGAUGAAUUGGAUUGGAGCAAACUCAUUCCGGACAUCACACUACCCCUACGCCGAAGAAGUCAUGGAGUUUGCUGACCGGAAUGGCAUCGUCGUUAUCGAUGAGACACCCGCUGUGGGUCUGAACCUUGGUCUGUCGAUUUCCGGGAGUACAACUGUUCGCACCUGGUCCGAGGAAAACAUCAAUAAUAACACCCGGCAGGCGCACAAGCAAGCCCUCCGGGAACUCGUGGCUCGCGACAAGAACCAUGCCAGUGUUGUUAUGUGGUCAAUCGCCAACGAGCCUGCUUCUCACGAAAAUGGGGCGCGCGAAUACUUCGAGCCACUCACCAAGUUAGCUCGUGAGCUGGACUCCACGCGUCCAAUCACAUUUGCAAACGUGGGAGGCGCAACCUCGCAGCUCGACAAGAUUGCCGACCUCUUCGAUGUCACCUGCAUCAACCGGUACUUCGGUUGGUACUCGCAGACCGGCGAUCUCGCCGAAGCAGAGGCAGCUUUGGAAAAGGAGCUGCGCGGCUGGCAGGAUAAGUUUGACAGGCCAAUUAUCAUGACUGAGUAUGGCGCAGAUACCCUGGCGGGUCUGCACUCCGUCCUUGGUCUGCCUUGGAGCGAGGAGUUCCAGACUCAAAUGCUGGACAUGUACCACCGGGUGUUUGAUCGGUUUGAGGCAAUGGCUGGCGAGCAUGUCUGGAAUUUUGCCGACUUCCAGACUAGCCUGGGUAUCUACCGGGUAGAUGGUAACAAGAAGGGUGUCUUCACUCGUGACCGAAAGCCGAAGGCAGCUGCACACAGUCUGAGGGAGCGAUGGACUAACCUGCAUAAGAGUGGCUGA